AUGGAGGAGGUUCGAACUUUAGGCAUCCCUGUGGACAUAUAUACUAUAGACAUAAAUGUCAAUAUGGGUGAAGGGGUGCUGACACAUGAAGCCCAUGGUAUUUCAACUGUUACAACUUCAUCUGUUCCAAUUUCAAUUAUUCUCUCAUCCACAUUUGAAACCACUACUUUGGAUACAUCCCCUUCGCUACCACCAUUUGUUUCAACCAUACCCACAUCUUUACCUACUUCUACCAUAUCAUCAACCUUCUCGAACAUCAUGGUUCAACCUAUCACAUCUUUAUUUUCUUCACAAUCCACUGAUGGUCCAAAGUCUACCUCAGAUGUUGGUCAAGAUGAUGAUGAUUAUAUGGUUUCUUUUCUUGACAUACAAUUUGAUCAUGAAGAAGAGAACAUUCCUGAUCACAAGCUUAUGUUUGGUAAGGUAUUCAAAAUCCUCAAUCAAAAUCUCAACUCUUUGUUGCAACUUCAAGAUGAUGUUGGUAAUAGAAAUAGUGUAUAUGGGAUAGAGGUUGAUUUCAUGCUCAAAGCUCAAGAAAUCCAUUUGAAAGCUUUGAUGGAACAAUUUGAUAUGAAAAAUGAAAAAUGUAUGAAGCAGCAGCCUGAUUCGUUUGUUCAUGAAGUAAAGGAUUUGCGAAUCAUUGCAAAAGAUAGACAUGUUCUUUUUGUUAAGGCAGUGAAACAAGUACAAGAGGAUGUCAAUUUGAACAUUGAAGAAAUUCCUUCUGAAAUGGAUAAGGAGGUUGUUAAUCUUGAUCGCAAUUAUUCAACUCUCAUUAUGAAGGUUGAUAUUGUUGCUGCCGUAGCUAUUACAAAUGUUGUUGAACUUCACAAUUCUCUUAUCAGAGAUCAUCUAUCUCUACCAUUAGCCACAAAGGCUAUCUCUUCCAUUAGCCACAAGGCUAUCUCUACCAUCAUCCAUAAAGGUUGUCUCUACCAUUAG
Lactuca saligna is the source of this 942-nucleotide messenger RNA. Lineage: Eukaryota; Viridiplantae; Streptophyta; Magnoliopsida; Asterales; Asteraceae. The record is from the annotation of a GenBank genome assembly.